GCGGCGCGGCGCGGCGAGGCCGAGGCGCUCGGGGCCCGUUUCAAACCGGCGGUCGCUGGGCCGCGGCCCGGCACGAGAUGGCGGAGAGCGACAGGGCGGAGGCGGCCGCGCCGCGCCGAGCCGAGGAAGCGGCCGGCCAAGCACCACAGCCGCCGCCGCAGCAACAGCAGCAGCCGGCACCGCAACAACAGACGCCGCAACAGCCGCCGCAGGAUGAGGAGGCGGCGGCGGCGGCGGCGGCGGCCGCGGCCGCAGCACCCGGUAGCGGCGCGGGCAGCGCAAAUGGCGUCAAAAUGGAUAAUGAUGAGACAGCAAAAGAAGGGAAAGCACCUGUGAAAGAGAAGUUCGUUGCAAAAGCGAAGGCAAUCCCUUCUCUUGGAAACAAGAAUAGAUUCCACCCCUAUGCAAAGGAGAAGAAUGCAGGCUCUGGGGACAAGAAGGCUGUUAAUCGCAAUAGAGUUUUUAUUAGCAACAUCCCAUAUGACAUGAAAUGGCAAGCUAUUAAAGACCUGAUGAGAGAGAAAGUUGGUGAGGUUACAUACGUGGAGCUGUUUAAGGAUGCUGAAGGAAAAUCAAGGGGUUGUGGUGUGGUUGAAUUCAAAGAUGAAGAAUUUGUUAAGAAGGCAUUAGACACUAUGAACAAAUAUGAUCUUAGUGGAAGACCCCUGAAUAUUAAAGAGGAUCCUGAAGGGGAACAUGCUCGUAGAGCACUACAGCGUGGAGGAGGGCAGUUUCCAGGAGGACAUGGACCUGAUGCGGCACCUGGAAUGAUGAAUUUACCACCUUCUAUUCUCAAUAAUCCAAACAUUCCUCCUGAGGUUAUCAGUAAUUUGCAAGCAGGCAGGCUUGGAUCCACGAUUUUUGUUGCCAAUCUUGACUUCAAAGUUGGCUGGAAGAAACUGAAGGAGGUCUUCAGCAUUGCUGGAACUGUGAAGCGUGCAGACAUCAAAGAAGAUAAAGAUGGCAAGAGUCGAGGAAUGGGAACAGUUACUUUUGAACAAGCAAUUGAAGCUGUUCAAGCGAUAUCUAUGUUCAAUGGACAAUUCCUGUUUGACAGACCCAUGCAUGUAAAAAUGGAUGACAAAUCAGUUCCUCAUGAAGACUUCCGUGUUGUGGACAGCAAAAGUUCACAAUUACCUCGUGGUCUUGGUGGCAUUGGUAUGGGACUUGGACCAGGUGGACAGCCCAUCAGUGCAACACAGCUGAGCAUGGGUGGUGGAAUGGGGAGCAUGGGUCCAGGAGGUAUGGGAAUAGACGGCCCAGGAUUUGGUGGAAUGAGUAGAAUGGGAGGCGGACUUCCUGGAUUUCGUGGAAUGGAAGGAAUGCCUAACAUGGGAGGAUUUGGAGUCAACCGAAUGGGAGAAAUGUUCCGUGGUGGAAUGGGAGCAAACAUGGAAAGAGAAUUUGGUCGUGGUGACAUGGCAUUGAACCGUGGUUUUGGAGAGUCUUUUGGAAGGAUGGGUGGUGGAAUGAUUGGUGUUUUUGCAGGAGGAAUGGGAGCACCUAGCAUGGGCCCAGUAAGAUCUGGAAUGAGUGGUGGAAUGGGUGGUAUGAACAAUAUGGCUGGAGGAAUGGGAAUGGAUCGGAUGGGUUCCGGUUUUGAUCGAAUGGGACCAGCAAUGGGUGGAGGCCUGGACAGGAACAUGGACAUCGAUCGAGGAUUUGUGCCUGGCCCGAUGGGAGGUGGCAUGAGAGAGAGAUUAGGCUCUAAAGGCAACCAGAUAUUUGUGAGAAAUCUUCCUUUUGACUUGACCUGGCAGAAGCUAAAGGAGAAAUUCAGUCAAUGUGGUCAUGUAAUGUUUGCAGAAAUAAAAAUGGAGAAUGGAAAAUCAAAGGGCUGUGGAACAGUCAGAUUUGACUCACCAGAAUCUGCUGAAAAGGCCUGUAGGAUAAUGAACGGCAUAAAAAUCAGUGGCAGAGAAAUUGAUGUCCGCUUGGAUCGCAAUGCGUAAUUUAAAACUGUGUGUUCAGGAACAUUCCUAUGUCUGUUUAGCUUCUCUAUCUUAGUAAGUCAUUUUUAGUAACAUUGUAUGCUUACAAAAGCUGUAAAAAGGAACUUUUAAAUCCCACCAGCCUUUAACAGUAUAGUGUUUAAUAUACUGUGAUACUUGUUAACUGAAUCUUACUAUGUUUGGUUUUUAAAGACAAUUUGCCUGAUUUUUGUUGUUUUUUUAGAGGCACUGAGCACCUGCAGGUCCCUAUAGACUGUGGAUGCUUUGGAUGCUCAGUGCCUUUGGAAAAUUAGGCCAAGUGUCUCUAGUCAUUCAGUUUAAAUGAAUGGUUAUACUGUUUUUAAUAAAAUAAGCCAUUUUCUCUGUUAA
Molecule: messenger RNA, 2321 nt
Organism: Poecile atricapillus (Black-capped chickadee)
Lineage: Eukaryota; Metazoa; Chordata; Aves; Passeriformes; Paridae
Gene: MYEF2
Product: myelin expression factor 2
Exons: 17
Coding region: 78-1952 (624 amino acids)
Biological process (GO): regulation of mRNA stability involved in response to oxidative stress
Cellular component (GO): cytoplasm; nucleus; post-mRNA release spliceosomal complex
Molecular function (GO): mRNA binding
Source: RefSeq, a predicted model, not a curated record